Molecule: messenger RNA, 812 nt
Organism: Arabidopsis arenosa
Lineage: Eukaryota; Viridiplantae; Streptophyta; Magnoliopsida; Brassicales; Brassicaceae
Source: the annotation of a GenBank genome assembly
AUAAUCUCGGAGUUACAUCGUCCUAAUUCGUCUGAUAGUCACCGAAUUUUUGGUCUCCGAUCAAGUCAAUGUCAGGAUUCACAUAUCAACUAAUGUUCCUCCUCCUUCUCGUCUCUGUCUCCUUGUCGCCGGUCAGGUGUUUAGGUAAUGAAGCAAGUAGUGAAGAGAGAACAUUGGCUAUGAUAAAGCCAGAUGGAGUCUCUGGUAACUACACUGACGAAAUUAAAAGGAUUAUCGUUGAGGCCAGUUUCAAUAUCGUCAAGGAGAUGCUUACUCAGCUGGACAAGGACACAGCUUCUGCGUUUUACGACGAGCACUCAUCAAGGAGCUUUUUUCCUGAUCUUGUUACAUACAUGACAAGUGGUCCGGUGUUGGUGAUGGUAUUGGAGAAGCGAAACGCGGUUUCUGAUUGGCGUGGUUUAAUCGGGCCAACAGAUGCGCAAAGGGCUAAGAUAUCUCACCCUCACAGCAUCAGAGCAUUAUGUGGUAAGAACUCACAAAAGAACUGCGUGCACGGUUCGGAUUCAACAUCAUCAGCUGAAAGAGAGAUAAAGUUUUUCUUCAAGGAUGUUGUUUCAGGUUUAGUUUCUUCACCCCUAUCGCUUCUUCAACUCUUGCGUCUUUCCUCGAUUCAAGUAUUAUCUGUUAUAACCACUGACCAACCAAACCCCAUUGUAAUGCCAGGUGACAUUACUUCACAACAACAUGACGAACUAUAAGAAAAGACCAAUACGGUUGUUUAUCCAUGGUGUGUUGUAAUCUUGUAACUGUUGGUUUAUCUUAUCUAUACUCAAUUAAUCAGAUACAUUGUU